AUGACUUCUCAAGAAUUUACUGUUUUAUACACUCACCAAAAAACGAAGAAAUCAAAAACAUGGCAAGAUGGAAUUCUAAGGAUUAGAACUGGCAGAAAUCAGGCUGUCUUACUUGAUGAUAAAGGACAGUGUUUGGAGAGUAUUUUUAUAAAAUCUCAGGUGAAUGCUGGAGAUAAUUUAGAGAGUGAACGAUAUUUGAUCGCAAUUGAAGCACCCAGAAAAACAGAAACUCCAGCAGUGGAUGGAAAUGGUGUAAAACCUGGUGUUCUGCCUCCGAGACGUCUGCCUGUUGGCUUGAAAAGGAAGUUUACAGGUUUUCAAGUGCCCCGGCAAGUGGAAAAGAAAACACCAGCAAUGGAAAAUGGGGAAAACACAACGAUAUUGCCAUUUUCUAAGCAAUGUCAGAGUCCUUUUCCAUCCAAGUUUUAUAUUACUUCUCCGUUAUUUUCUACGAUUUGUAAGAAGGAUGCAGAAACAAACCUAUCUGCAGACUUUCGUGAAGAUGCGUGUGUGGAUCACGAUAGAGAACAGCUAUCCCUGUCCUCACUGCUUUCACCUCAGUUUCUUGACAGAUGGGAGGACACAGAGAAGCAAAACUCGGGUAAUGUUUCAUGUCUACCAAGUCCAGUCACCUUGGAAAAAAAUCAUUUUGCAUCCAGGGGUUAUUCAGUGACUGAUGAUCCUAAAGAGAAUUCCUCUGUGAGGUUACAAAGUGAACUUCAGCCUGGACAGAAUUUGCAAGGAGAGCCUGGAGAUCUUGAGCUCUCUGUGGAUGUAACCUUGUCUAAAAUUGGGAUUAUGCAGGAGGAAUUAGGUAUGCAUGGAAAGGACUGUGGUCUGGAUGAAGAGGUGAUGCAGGUUAACUUUAAUCUAGUGGAGGCUUUUGAUUUUAAUGACAUGAGCAAUGAAGACCCAUGUGAAAGGGAUGUGAAUAAGCUCACUGAAGGAGAUGCGCUUUCACAAAUCCCAGGUUGCUUAAAGGGAGAAGAAGUAGUAACUCACAGUAAAAAUGAAGGAAUCAGAUUUUCAGUGAGUGAUCUAGAGGGUGAUAUAAGUCUCCACACCGGUGUUAGAUUUUCUCAGCUUUGUGACAGCAAGGUCAUAAAUACAGAGCAAAUGGCAGAAGAUUGUGCAAACCAGCCUAGAACUGAAGUGGAACCUGUGGUUGACGAAUACAACAUCCAAGAGGUCAGUCUAAGUCAAUUAAGUAUUGAAGCCACAAAUAAGGAUCUUGAUGCCUGUGCGGCGUAUGGCAUUACUGGCAAGCACUCUGAUCUUUUGCCUGGUGACACAAAUAUUGCUGAAUGUCACCCUAAAACUAGCAUGUUUGAGGAAAUGGGAAAUAUUUCUUGUAUUUCUGCCAGCCAAAUAAUUCCCACAAUGGACAAAAAGAUCGAAGAAGAUAUUGGACAGUUUGGAUGCAUGAAAUCCCAAGAAGUUGAUUUAGAACACGCCUGCGGUAGUGAGAGUGGUGACUCUAAACCAAGUAGUCCUUUGCUGGCUUGGUCACAAAAAUGGGACCCCAGCUGUGGAGAAUUGCAACCUAUUGCAGAAGGCCGUCAAAAGGUGUGUAGCACUUCACCUAAGGAAGAUAUUUCCAGAGUUUCCAUCAAUCCUUCGUGUCCGGAGGAAACUGAGUUGGAGAGCGUAGAGAGCGUAAAUGGUUUUCCUGAAGCCUGCCAAGGAGAAAGAAUAGGAAUGGCUUGCCUAAAAUGCAUGGCAGUGGCUGAAAAUUCAUCAAACCUUCCCGAUUUGGUAAAAAAUAUCAGUCUUCUGAGAGCAUUGACUCAACAUAGCACAGCAUUAGAAAGCUUACAAAAGAUGGAGGAAAAUAAUAGCAGUUUAUACGAAGAAGAGACUUUGAAAGAGAUAUUUGAACCCCUGGGGAAAGAUGAAGCGAUAGAACAGUUUACAGAAAUGCCUUACUCAGAAAGUAUACAGGCAUCUUCCUGUUCAUACUUUGAUUCUUCUCGCCUUAUGCCCAACUGUGUGGACAAUGUAUUCCAGAAAGCAGAUGCAUGUAUUGAACCAACAGCAGCGACCCUCAGAGAACCUAGGACACCUGACUGCCAGCCCAAGCCUGUUGCAUUUCAAGGGUACCCAGUAAAGGGAUCAGCGUCUAGUGAGAUCACGUUGAGAGCUCCCUGCUCCCAGCUGGGAUGGCAGCACUACCCAGAAAAUACAGAGUUUGCAGCCCAGGGAUUUUUCUCAUCCCUAUUUUCAAGCGAUUGUGUCCUUUCUGAGUUCAGACAGUCUCCAGAUUCAAGAAAUCUUCCUGAGGAUGAUAUUGACUUUAUCAGAGAUGAAAAUCUUCAGCAGCAGUUGAACCUUGUUAAAGAGUCAAGAGAUCACUCCUCUUCAGGCAGUGAGGAAACUACUGGAGACAUCCAGGAACUCCUCAUACACAGAAUCUUGCCAACUGGACCAGACCUUUCAGAAGUUUGUUACGCACAGGACAGGUCCAGCUAUCCAGAGGAAUGCAGCCUCUCAAGAUUCAAACCUGCGUUGAAAACACGAACUCCGUUUGUCACUCGGCCUGCUGCUGAGAAGAUUCCUGACUCGGUUGAUCCAACUGACAGCGAGAAGUUCCAGCAGUCUUUUGGCUCUUCGCGAGUCCGUUUAGGUGAUGAAACAGUGGUAUUUCCUGUUAGUGCUUUUGGACUGGAGGGAAGAAAUUAUGACACCUCUGUGUUGGGAGAGUACACAGGAGACAGACAAAAGGAAUAUUUACAACCCGUGCUUGCUGAGGUGACUUUGCAACGUAGACAAAGCAAAUGGCUAAAAUAUCAAAACAGUGCUCAGGGUGACUUGAUAACUCGGAACAGCGAAGAUGGGGAAGUGGCCGAUGACAUCUCUGCUGAGACAGACCUUGAAAUGCUGCCAAGCGACACGGGAGAGAGCGAUGCUGGGAGUCCCGGUGCUCCUGGCUCUGCGGCUCUUGGGAGCUGCCGUGCAAAUACGAGCGCCCUAGGUUCCAUUUCGGAGAGGAAGCUCUUUUCUCUGCGCUCGAGUUGGACACCUUUGGCUGAAGCAACACAAAAGGUGUUAAGUCAUCUGAGCUGCCACACUGUGACAGGAGACGGCCAGGGCGUAACAAUUUCGGAGUUGUGUUUUCCGAAUGCGGGUCAAGUGAGACACGUUCAUCUUCCUAAAAGAAAGGUGUCCAUACCAACUGUGUUUCCAUCUCACGUUCACUACAAACAGAUUUUUAAAGCUGCUCUGACAGAGCAAUUAAACAUAAUGCUCUUUGAGGCGUCGCAAAGGUUACACCAUGCUCUUUCCAAAGUGGAUAUCUCAUUUUACACGUUGAAAGACAGGCAACGUGAGAGCGAAGAAAGCUGUGUGCCACUCUGCAAUCACAGUCAUCCUGCUAAGCUUGUUAUGGUGAAGAAAGAAGGGCAAAACAAGGGUCGUUUAUUCUAUACCUGUGAUGCUCCAAAAGCUGAGCGAUGCUCGUUUUUCAAGUGGAUAGAAGAUGUGAACUCAGCACAGAUAAAAUCCAGACAGAGUGUAGUGCUUCAUGAUAUAAAAAGUAUCGGGAUGUACCUCAGAAGUCAAAAGAUUGCUCUCUAUGAGGAAUGCCAGCUUUUGGUGAGGAAAGUCUUUGAAACUCAAACACAGCGGUGUAGCAAGUUCAAGAAAUUCAUGCAUAUGCCUGCAAUGUUUGAUGGUGAUUCCAAAACCAAGUUAUACCUGAAAUUAAGCAAAAAGGAGCAUUAUUCUCUCUAUAGCAAAGAUGAUAUUUGGGUUGUUUCCAAGACUCUGGACUUUGAUCCCCUCGAUACUUUCAUUGCAAGUAGCGCUUUCUUUGGACCGUCGUCCACCAACGAAAUAGAAUUGCUGCCACUGAAAGGCUACAGUCCCUCAAACUGGCGAUCAAAUGUGUGUGUUCAUGCCUUGCUGGUUUGUAAUGCCAGUGGUGAGCUUACGGCUUUAAGAAAUCUGGAGGAGCACUUCAAUCCGUCUACCUUACCGCUGAUACCACACCUCCUAAAAAUGAAUUUUGGUUCUGAAAAUGCUCCUAAAAGAGUCACCAAAAGAAAAUUUCUUCCACCUGCCAUCAGCCUGAAGCGCACGACGACGUACGGACCUCUUAGCACCCAAGUGGCGAUGGGACUAGCGGAAGAGAUGAUCCAAACCUUCUCGCUGAACCCAGACCAAGCUACGGCACUGAUUCGGGUAGCUCAGAUGAUGACUUCGAUUGAAAACAGCGAACCAGCAGAACAUCAGAUCUUCCCUAUCACAAUCAUACGCGGUGUGUUUGGAGCUGGCAAGAGCUACCUGCUCUCUGUUGUGGUCUUGUUCCUCGUACAGCUCUUUGAAAGCAGCGAAGCUACGGAGGGUCCAAGGCCAGCUCCAUGGAAACUUCUCAUCGCUUCUUCCACCAACGUGGCCAUUGACAGGAUACUGCUGGGUCUACUUGACCUUGGCUUUGACAACUUUAUCAGAGUGGGAAGUAUCAGGAAAAUCACCAAAGCAAUUCUUCCCCAUAGUUUACAUGCUGGCUCAGGAAAUGAAAAUGAGCAGUUAAAAGAGCUGCUUGCUCUUAUGAAAGAAGAUUUAACUCCAGCUGAAAAAGUCUACGUGAAGAAGAGCAUUGAGCAACAUAAGCUGGGGACCAACAAAACUAUACUGCAACAGGUGAAAGUGGUUGGAGUGACCUGUGCUGCCUGCCCGUUCCCUUGUCUGAAUACACUGAAAUUUCCUGUGGUGAUGCUGGAUGAGUGCAGUCAAAUAACUGAGCCUGCUUCCCUCCUUCCUAUUGCGAGGUUUCAGUGUGAAAAGCUAGUCCUUGUUGGAGACCCCAAACAAUUACCGCCAACUAUUCAAGGAUCUGAGAGCGUUCACGAAAAGGGGUUGGAGCAGACGCUCUUUGACCGGCUUUGCUUGAUGGGACAUAAAGCAGUGCUACUUCGGACGCAGUACCGAUGUCACCCUGCUAUCAGUGCUGUUGCCAACGAGCUGUUCUAUGAAGGAAAUCUGAUAGAUGGUGUUUCGGAGGAAGACAGAAGUCCUUUAUUGGAUUGGCUUCCAACACUCUGCUUUUAUAGUGUGAAUGGAGUGGAGCAAAUGGAAAGAGACAACAGCUUUUAUAACAUGGCAGAGGUUCAUUUCACAGUCAAGCUCCUCCAGUCUCUGCUUGCCAGUGGAAUAGAAGGAUCUGCAAUUGGUGUCAUUACUCUUUAUAAAUCACAGAUGUGUAAGAUUCAGAAUUUGCUUAGCACGGUGCACUCGGAGGCUUUUGAAGUUAAAGCUGUCCAGGUGUCCACGGUGGAUGCGUUCCAAGGAGCUGAGAAAGAGAUCGUCGUGUUGUCAUGCGUGAGGACAAGACACGUUGGGUUCAUAGACUCAGAAAAGAGAAUGAACGUCGCGCUGACGAGAGCCAAGAGGCAUUUGUUGAUUGUUGGCAACCUGGACUGUUUAAGUAGGAACAGACUGUGGGGAAAAGUAAUUCACCACUGCAAAGGAUGGAAAAAUGGAUUACAGCAUGGAAACCAGUGUGAGCAGCAGCUAAAUGAUAUUCUGAAGUGUUACUUGGAGAAAUGGAAGGAAGAGCAUCGGAAAAAGAAAGAAGAGAAAUAA
Messenger RNA from Apaloderma vittatum (bar-tailed trogon), 5583 nucleotides. It is a transcript of the gene ZGRF1, whose product is annotated as zinc finger, GRF-type containing 1. The transcript is spliced from 29 exons. The coding region runs from base 1 to 5583 and encodes 1860 amino acids. Gene Ontology annotation, cellular component: site of double-strand break; nucleus. Gene Ontology annotation, biological process: double-strand break repair. Gene Ontology annotation, molecular function: helicase activity; zinc ion binding. The record is from RefSeq and is a predicted model, not a curated record. NCBI's taxonomy places the organism in Eukaryota, Metazoa, Chordata, Aves, Trogoniformes, Trogonidae.